Molecule: messenger RNA, 3054 nt
Organism: Miniopterus natalensis
Lineage: Eukaryota; Metazoa; Chordata; Mammalia; Chiroptera; Miniopteridae
Gene: ACTMAP
Product: actin maturation protease
Source: RefSeq, a predicted model, not a curated record
GGAAGGGGCUGUGCGUGUUACUUUGUGAUUCCGUUCCCUGUUCCAACGGUAUCGCUGCUCCUGACGGCCUCCAAGCUCUGAGUCUUCCCUACCCCACAGAGUCUUCCUGUAGCGCGCUGAUCCCAAGACCGUCUCCACAACUAGGCCAUUUUUCCUGCCAGGUGUCCUUUUGACCUCUUGACCUCUGACUCAAAGCCCAACUACUGCAUAGCACAGACCUGGUUCCGGAUCAAAGGACCCCGCCCUGUUAGCCCUCAGAGCCUUCCUGAUUCGAGUCAGCCCCAAUCCUCGCGUCCAUGGUUCCAUGUUUUAGCCCCAUUGCUUAUCCCCCCAAUUCCAGAACUCCGCUCUAAAACCUUCAAAAUCUCCAUCCCUGAGACCAACCCAUUUUGGAGGAUACUUCUCUCUCCCAUCCUUCCAGCCCAUGCCAUUGACUCCAAAAUGAUUUCUUCAUGCUCUUCUCCCCUAGAGCCCCCAAUCUCUCCAAGAACCCCUGCAUCCCAGGCCUCCACCGUUCCACCUCCUCCCUCACCCCCACAUCUUCCGGACUCAGCCUUGCCACCCUCUCCCUCAAGUCUCCAGACCCCUGUUCCCCCACCACCGCCACUGCCACCUCCACCCCCUGCCACGGGUGCUGCUCCCCCUCAUGUCUUCGGCCUGGAGAAGAGCCAGCUUCUGAAGGAGGCCUUGGAGAAGGCCGGCCCAGUCCCCAGCAGCAGAGAAGACGUGAAGAGGCUCCUAAAGCAUCACAAGGACCGUUUCAGAAGUGACUUGCAGUGGAUCCUCUUCUGUACAGACCUGCCCUCCCUCAUCCAAGAAGGCCCUCAGUGUGGGUUGGUGGCCCUGUGGAUGGCAGGCACUCUCCUGGUGCCACCCAGCGGCAUCCCCCUGGAAACACUCGUGCAGAUGGCCAUGGAGAGAGGCUACACUGCCCAGGGAGAGAUGUUCUCCGUGGCUGACAUGGGCAGGCUGGCUGAGGAGGCACUGGGCUGCCAAGCUGAGCUGCUCCAUGGCGGCCUAGGUGGUCCCAACAGAGACCGUGUGCUGCAGCACCUUGUCGCUGGACGUCCCUUGCUCAUCCCCUACGAUGAAGACUUCAAUCACGAGCCAUGUCGGAGAAAGGGCCACAAGGCCCACUGGGCAGUGAGCACAGGGGUCCUGCUGGGUGUGCAGGGUGUGCCAAGCUCCGGCUAUGUUGAGGACCCCGAGCUGCCGGGCCUGUUUCACCCAGUGCCCAGCAUGCCCUGCCAGCCACCAUCCCUGCCAGAGGAAGACUUGCUGGGAGCAGUCUAUCUUCUCUCCAAGCAGGGCAAGAGUUGGCACUACCAGCUGUGGGACUAUGACCAAGUCCGGGAUAGCAACCUGCAGCUGACGGACUUCUCACCCUCUCGGGCCACUGAUGGCCGAGCAUAUGUGGUGCCUGCUGGUGGGGUACGGGCUGGCCUUUGUGGCCAGGCCCUGCUCCUCAGACCAUAGGAUUCCAGCCACUAGCCUGCUGCAGCCCUGAACUGGGGGUAAUGGGGCCCGGACCCCAGCUUUUCCCUUUGUGUGACCACCUGAGGGUUUGAGGUGGAUCUCUUGAGGACCUCCAGCCAGAGAUCAUGCAGGGUCCCCCCAGCCUACUCUUAAGCCUGGGCAUCCUCCCAGCUCCCCAAACCCAUCCCCUCAGUAUUAAGCACCUACUGUGCAGGCUGGGGUUAGAGCCAGAAGUUUGGAAGACUAAACUCCAAGUCUCAGCUCACCUUAUCCCAGGCUGUUCUUCCUCACAUUUCCUGCCACCAGCCACAGUGACCUUUUAGGUCCCCAGUGCACCCCACUGCAGCCUUCUGCUGACCAGAACUCCUCAGCUUUCCAGUGUGGGAGAGGAAGAUACUUUCCCCCCAAGGUUCUUUCAUCUGGUCUAAGUCUACAUGAGACAGGAUAACAAGAAAGUAGCGAAAUUUAAUACAUACAUACACAUGGGAACCCACAUACAUGAGAGGUUCCAAGACAGGGAAGAUGAAGUAUAUGUGCCAUUCUUGGGGCUUCAGCGGGAGGAAGGUCAUUGCAGGAUAGAAAGAGCAGAUGUUCAGCAAUUAGAAGUUUACCCUGCCCUAUAGAUAGGUCAGAGGUUAUCUCAGUCUAUGGGCAAGACCCCUAACUCAAAUUCUAGGUAGUUAAGGGCGGGUUGGGUGGAGGUUGCACUGAGCCUGCAGUCUUGGUUGCCCCGGCUCACAACAGCCUGCAUACCACAGAGGCACAUCUUGGGGUGACUUAUUCUGAACCCCUACACCAGCUUGGCUCAUCACUUCCUCGUGCAUGGUUCCCUCAGCCAGGGCGAGGCCCCUCCCCCGCAUCUGUUCUCCUUUAAAAACAAAAAGGAAAUGUUCCUGAGAGCAGUUAAAUGUGCCAACCUCUUCACCUGUGUUAACUCAUUAACUCCUCCAGCCCUCUAAGGUGCUAGUCCUGCCCAUUUCACAGAUGGAGACAGGCUUGGAGGAAUGCAAUCACUGGCUUAAGGUCACAUGGCUUGGGGAGUGGCUGGGUGAGGAUUCAAAUCAGGCAGUCCCUGCACAGUAUAAAUACCUAGGUCAGUAGACACCUAUUUUUAGAGAGAUUAGUUUAAUGAAUACCUGUUGCCUCCCUCUGAAAGGGGAGGAACAGGUCUGUCUUGGCCACCUCUGUGUCUUCAGUGCAAAGGGACUCUAGAGAGACUACACAGUAUAUAGUGCUUUUCGCUUAUUAAGUGUUUCUAACCAGAAGUGGGGACACCUCCAUCUGGGUCCUGGCGCUUCCACCUGCACCUCCCCUUCCCAGCCCUGACAACAGUGGCUGGCACUGUAGUGUACUGUCUUUGGAGGGCUCGGCACUCUCUUGGUCACUACAGUUACCCUGCCUUACCUAGCAGAGCCAGCACAAGAGGAGCAGCUUGGUGAACACUUCGAGCCUGCAUCUCUACCAAACCCCCCAAACCAGGCACUGUCCUGUUACCCCACCCCAAAUGAAUGCUCAAGAUUAUGAGCUUUGAGCCCACACACCCCAGAUGCCAAAAAAAAAUAAAAUCCACAAAGUUGG